This is a messenger RNA of Laccaria bicolor S238N-H82, 525 nucleotides long. RefSeq lists its product as uncharacterized. The transcript has 2 exons. Bases 1 to 525 code for a protein of 174 amino acids. The record is from RefSeq and is a predicted model, not a curated record. Lineage: Eukaryota; Fungi; Basidiomycota; Agaricomycetes; Agaricales; Hydnangiaceae.
AUGCUUGUGUUUUCUCUCCUCAGCUCUCUCAUCCUCGUCUCCGCCGUUGGCUUCGCGUCGGCCAGCGAUAUCUGUACCUACACCUCCCGUAGUUGCAUCGGGUCUUAUGGUUGUUGUUACGGUAUUGCACAGAAUACCUGCUGCUAUUGGCCGAGCAAUUAUGGCUGGUCGGUGAAGUUCCAGAAUAUGCCCACGACGUCAACUUGGCUUGGCAAGACGUUUGGCGAUUCGGUCUGCUCCACGCAGACUGGCGGGAUAGGCUCAUCGUCCGGAGCUGCUUGUGCCAGCGUUUAUAAUGGCCCGACCUAUCUUGCUUGGAAGUCGGCAAACUGGAAUGCAGGCACUGGCGCAAGGCGCGAUCUUGAAACCCGCGACAAUUCCACCUGUGUCCAGCCUAACGCGAUUGGGUUCACUACAGAGGAUGGGAAAGAGCAUCUUGUCAAGGUUCCCGAAGGGAAAUUCGAUGAAGUCAACGAGUGGGUCAAGACCGACGAUUUUUCGAAGCUCCUUGAGCUAAAGGACUGA